Molecule: messenger RNA, 1119 nt
Organism: Quercus lobata
Lineage: Eukaryota; Viridiplantae; Streptophyta; Magnoliopsida; Fagales; Fagaceae
Exons: 1
Coding region: 1-1119 (372 amino acids)
Molecular function (GO): nucleic acid binding; RNA-DNA hybrid ribonuclease activity
Source: RefSeq, a predicted model, not a curated record
AUGAAACCACCAAUACUUGUCCCACCGGUACCCGAAAAGCCAUUGUUGGGGGCUCUACUUGCUCAAUACCUAGAGGAAACUGGAAAGGAGAAUACAAUAUACUACAUCAGCAAGAAGAUGUUGCCUUAUGAAGAAAAGUAUUCACCAUUAGAAAAGACAUGCGUAGCACUUGUUUGGGCAACCCACAAACUCAAACAUUAUAUGCUUGCCUACAAGAUUUUGUUGAUUGCAAGAAUUGACCAUUUGAAGUACUUAAUGGAAAAGCUUGUGCAAGAUGGGAAGACUGCUAAAUGGGUUUUGCUUUUAUCAGAAUUUGAUAAUGAAAACGUGACACAGAAAUUUGUAAAGGGGAGAGCAAUUGCUGAUCACUUAGCCCCUUAUUCACUAGAAGAAGCUGAAAAGAUCCAAGGAGACUUUCCAGAUGAAGACAUCAUGGGGAUUGAGGUAGAAUCAUGGAAGAUGUACUUUGACAAAGCCACAAAUCAAAAUGGAAAUGGAAUUGGAAUUCUCUUAAUUUCUCCAAAAGGGACACACAUUCCAUUUUCUGGCAAACUCAACUUUCCUGCCACCAACAAUACCACUGAAUAUGAAGCUUGCAUCAUGGGAUUACAAGUAGCACUAGGCCUUGGAGUGAAAGAGUUGGAGGUAUACGGAGACUCAGCUUUGAUAUCCUCCCAGAUUCAAAAUAAAUGGAAGAUCAAAGAGGAAAGGCUAAUGCUUUAUCAUGAAUGUCUUCAAAAAUGGGCAUCAAAAUUCAACAGGAUUCGAUAUCGAUAUGUGCCAUGGAUGCAGAAUCAAAUUGCAAAUGCUUUAGCAACCAUGGCAUCCAUGAUGGAUGGGCCUAAGAAAGAUGAAACCAGACCAAAAGUGGUGGAACAAAAAGAAGAACCAACCUACUACACGACAAUAGAAGAGGAUGAAGGAAAGAAUGGGGAAGGUGAAUGGUAUUCAGACAUCCUACAAUACCUUAAGGAUGGGACAUACCCUAAGUUUGCAGACAAGAAUGACCAAUUAACCAUCUGGAAGUUGUCUACUAAUUAUAAUAUUUGUGGUGAAAGGAUUUACAGAAGAUCAUAUAAUGGAAUUCAUCUCCUUUGUGUAACCACCAAGGAAGCAUAG